AUGGCGAGCUCUCCAUUGCAACCUGCACCUCCUGUGCACCUUGAUCUUGACGUCGAAGCAACCGCAUUUCAGCACUCCUCCCCGCUUUCUCUCCGGCAAGAGCCACACCCAUUGUCCUCUCUACAUCCUACCGACGACGUCUUGACUCACGACUAUAACUUCUCUGGCGCCACUGACGAUGGGAGCACAUCCGACGCCGAGACAGAGGGGCUGCUGGAAGACCAAGGUCAGCAGGAAGAGGGUGUUUUCAUCAAAAAUGGACGAGUCUUCUCAGGAUGCUCAUCAAUCUCGUCUUUUCCUGCGUCCAUAUCCCAACAUGUACCUCUAGAAGAAGAACCGUAUGAUGGGCCACAGACACCCUCUAAACGCGGCUCCAUUGCGGUGUCUCCGCUAGGAGGUGCUGGAGGUCGCAAUCAUCCCACAGCUUCGCCCCGAAGUUUUCGAGAAUACCCCUCCCCAUUCCGCCAUCCUAGCAGCGUUCGAGCUUUACAGAUGAAAGACGAGGUCAUGAGCGAGACACACAGUGUGCUGCGGCACCAUCGACGGAGCGGCUCGCAAAUGUCCGCCUACAGCCAGCGCAGCUCGUAUUCUGCCCACACUUCUCCUACAAAGCGACUGAGCCGCUCCCACCGCAGUUCGCCUUCCAAGGGUGGAAGCAACCUCAAGAAGGAGUUCCCGCUCGUACUCCUACACUGCACGCUGUUGCCGCCAAACAUACGUGUCCAGCCGGGGUCGGUUGAGGAUUCCUUGAUCCUUGAUUCAUUGCCAGAAGACUAUAAGCAUCGAUGGGUCGCUCUGCGGAACAAACUGGCAGACGCCGAGAUCAGCAGUCGCGGUGUUUUAAUACCACACCCUCGAGAGGACCUGGCCCUCCUCGAAGAACGGCUUUUGGAAAGUUUGGAACUGGAAGCGCCCCGCAUCAGACACAACCAUUAUUUCCAGUCCGACGGCAGCGUUGCUGAUAGUGGUUUCGAAAGCGCCAGCACCGAAGAUGAGACUGAGCUGGAUCCCUCGUGCGAGGCAUGCCCUGACUGCGGGCGGCGGCUACGCGCUGAAGAGGUUAACCGAAAGUGGGAAGUCAAGGUGUUUGCCGCAAAUGGCCUGAUGCGCGCUGGGGCUUGGGCCGCAGCUUGGCAAGAGAUGGAAAAAGUCGAUGUGGAAAUCAAGGUCUGGCUGCCAGACGAGGUCCGGCAGGAGCUGGAAGCAAAGCUUGUGCUUAUGGCCGCUCCGCAAUUUGAGACGACAGAGCUCCCCUCCCAAGAGGCCCAUGUGGAGCCCGGGAUUGACGGCCUAAGCGAAGAAGAUACAAAAGGCCAGUCUAGGAGGUCGGAAGCUCAGGGAAACACGUGUGCCGUGGAGGAGGAACCUGUCAUCCGGACAGAGCCGAUGAGCUCGAGCCUUCCGCCGGUCACAAACGAACAAAACGUCUGGGCGCGACUGGGUAGCCAUGCAAGAGAAUUGACAGGAGAUAGGAGAAACGUCCUAGUCGGUGUCCUGAGUUUCUUGGUAUUGUUCUUCGCAUUGGCACGACCAGAACAACGCAGUCAAGGCAGUUCGGGCCCGACACUGGCAUUCGAGACUGCUGAUAUGCCCAAAGUCCUUACAAGCAUAACCACAGUCACGACAACCAGUGUCGCUGUUACCACCGCACUUGUCACAGUCCCUACUGCCAGUGCAACCCCUGCGAUUUGUUCGCAGCCAGAGCCUUUGGGGACAAUGGAGGCGUUGUCCGCUGCAAGUGUUUACGCGCAACCCUUGGCAGCCAAGAUCGCGGCUUCACCACAGCCUACCCUAGAAGACACGAGCAGUUCAACAGCGCCUCAGUCCGAAACAGCUGCUGCUGAAUGA
This is a messenger RNA of Cladophialophora yegresii CBS 114405, 1848 nucleotides long. RefSeq lists its product as uncharacterized. The record is from RefSeq and is a predicted model, not a curated record. The transcript has a single exon. NCBI's taxonomy places the organism in Eukaryota, Fungi, Ascomycota, Eurotiomycetes, Chaetothyriales, Herpotrichiellaceae. The coding region runs from base 1 to 1848 and encodes 615 amino acids.